AUGGCGAGCACGACAUCCGAAGCAGCCAGGCGUGACCCUCAAGAGAAAGGCAAGGGGGCUGCUGUAGAUUUAAACGACAAAUUCGUGGCGCUGAUUGAUAAGGUGCGUGGUCUACAAGAUCAGAACAAGGUCUUAGAAACCCGACUGAACAUCCUGCUGAAACAGGAACCCUACAAAGCCAACAUUGAUGAGAUUGUGAAGAAUCUGAAAGGUAAUUUGACGAGACAGGUGGAGAGUUUAACCCUGGACAACGAGAAGUUGCAGCAGGAGCUGGGGCGAGCUGAGGAAGAAGUUGAGCGCUCGAGGGACAAGUAUGAGAAGGAGGUCCAGAAGAAGGCUGAGGCAGAGGAUGACUUUGUGAUCAACAAAAAGACUGUGGAUGAGGCCUACCUGCAGAAGGUUAAGCUUGAAAUGGAAAUGGAAGAGGUGCAUGGUGAGCUGGAUUUCCUAAAGAUGGGCUAUGAGGAGGAAAUUAAGGAGCUGGAGUCCCUGGUGCAGAAUGCUACUGUUGUGUUAGAGGUGGAGAAGCCCCCAGAGUUGGACAUGAAGGACGUCCUGGACAAGGUGAAGGCCCAGUACGAGGCCAUGGCUGCCCAUGCUCGUGAGGAUGCAGAGCAGUUGAACCAAGAGAAGAUGGAGAAUAUGAUGCAACAAGCAGGUAAACGUGAACAGGAGGUGAAAGACCAGAAAAACGACAUAGCCGAGCUUCUCCGCCAGAUCCAGAGGUUGAAAACAGACCUGGAGAUCCUCUCCAAGCAGAAAGUGAAUGUGGAGAGUGAUAUCUCUGAAUGUGAUGAGAGGGGGAGGAAGGCCAGCCUGGAUGCUCAGGAGCAGAUCAGUCAGCUGAAGGCCGCUCUGCAGAAGGCCAAGCAGGACAUGGCCCUGCAGCUCCGUGAGUACCAGGAGCUGCUCAACGUCAAACUGGCCCUGGACAUCGAGAUAGCGACCUACAGGAAGCUUCUGGAAGGGGAGGAGAUGAGAAUGACUGAGAAUGCCACACCUAAUGAAGCAGCCAGUAAAUUGGAUUUCUAAACAAAACAAAACAAACAAACAAAAAACACCCUGCCUUGCUUAUGCAGACGACUUGAUACCACCAUCAGAGACUCAGAAGCCGCCUUCUCCUUCCUCUCCUGCCGUGGCAGAACCUGGCCCCAGAAAAGUAAUCAUCAUCAAAACAAUCGAGACCCAGGACGGCAAAGUCAUCUCUGAGGGCUCCCAUAUGUCUGAGGCGUAGUGGCUCAGAGCCGAGGCUCAUAUAGAUAACAGCGGUCACUCCUCUUAGACGCACGCCAUCUAAAAAUGUCACUUCUGCUGUUGGACAUACUUUAUCUUCCACAUAGUCUUCUGGGUUUUCUGUUAUUAUCAAAGGUUAAUAAGAUAUCAACUGGUUUAAAGUUUGUUGGCAGACUAAUACUUUGCUAUAUUUUGCACUGAGUUUGUCUUUAUUUAUGUCUGGAAAUAAAGUCUCCCAACUGUCCUUUGCCAUUCUAUC
Sardina pilchardus (European sardine) is the source of this 1492-nucleotide messenger RNA. RefSeq names its product keratin, type II cytoskeletal 8-like. Bases 1 to 1032 code for a protein of 343 amino acids. The transcript is spliced from 9 exons. Lineage: Eukaryota; Metazoa; Chordata; Actinopteri; Clupeiformes; Clupeidae. The record is from RefSeq and is a predicted model, not a curated record. Gene Ontology annotation, molecular function: structural constituent of skin epidermis. Gene Ontology annotation, cellular component: keratin filament. Gene Ontology annotation, biological process: intermediate filament organization; keratinization.